Molecule: messenger RNA, 3045 nt
Organism: Galleria mellonella (greater wax moth)
Lineage: Eukaryota; Metazoa; Arthropoda; Insecta; Lepidoptera; Pyralidae
Gene: Cep89
Product: protein Cep89 homolog
Exons: 14
Coding region: 409-2679 (756 amino acids)
Biological process (GO): cilium assembly; chemical synaptic transmission; mitochondrion organization
Cellular component (GO): centriole; ciliary transition fiber
Source: RefSeq, a predicted model, not a curated record
UUACCAUGGUUACUUUUUAUCCAUUCUCAUUGCGAUAUUUAAGAUUUAGUUCAAAAAAAUAUGUCAAAAGUUAUUUAAUUUAAAUUUAUUACAACAUACAAGUUUUUUUUCUAGUACUUACAAUACGAAAGUCUGUGAAGAAUAAAUUAAAAUGUCGGCUUUGUUACGGACUAGAUAUUUUUUUUAUAUUUAAAAGUUUUGUCAAUAGUUUUACUAAGGAAUUUGUGUUAAUAUUUAUUGAACGGUUACAUACUGACCUAGUUUGUGUCUUCCCUUUGUUUUGUGGCCUAAUUAAUAGCAGUUAUGAAUACUUUACUUGCAAUAACAUUGCUCUUGUACGUUUUCUAAAUAAAAAUGUACGUGAAGAUAAUGUAUUAAUUGAGCUGUAAUAAUGAGUCUCAGCGAAUAAUGAGUGAAGACUACGAUAUACGAGGUUCAAAGCGUCAUUACUGUGGGCAAGUUUAUAAAGAUGUACAAACUCCAAAGAAAUUGACAUUUUCUGGAAAUUUCACCCAAAGUCAGAGGUUAUUUGACAUAAACUCCCCAGAAAGGCGAGCCAGCAUGCGGCGAGAUAUACUCAGUGCGGUCAUGAAAAGGACAGAGUCGAGGUUGGAACAAGAGGAACCUAGAGUCUUCCACGAUGACAAUCCAAUGUACGAGGAUCCGAGGGAUGUUAUUGGAGAUAAACCAGCGAAACCACCCAGAAAGCGUAACAUUCAAGCGGUAGCAGUUUCCUCACCAAAGACGAGCAAGGAAAGUAGGACACUAUUAAGGGAACAGAAGAAGAAGCUUACCAAAAAAUAUGAGAGCCUUAUUACAUCACUAAUGGAAAGAUGUGAGGAAAAUGUCACUCAGUUAUCAGAAAGGGAUUCACAAAUAAAUAAAUUAAAAGAAAAACUCAAAAUCGUGCUAGAAUACAACAGACUGUUUGCAGAAGAGAAUGAUCAAUUAAAAUCACAAUACGAGACACUAGUUAAAUAUGUAGAAGAGUGUAAAGCAGUUAUAAAAGAAGAGAGAGAAAGAAAUACAACUUUAGAGGAGAAGAAGAAAGAGUUAGAGAAUAAAGUGAAACAGUACGAAGUUCCUGAUAGAGAUAAUGCUCCUACAACGGCCAUUCCCCUGGUAGAAGUGUGCAUGAGCUGCAGCAGUCGCCAGAUCAUACUGAAUCAGGCGCGCGAGCAGAACACCAGGCUUCAGAAGGACAUGCAGGCGUUGAAAGAUGUUUUGUAUAGGUUAAACGUCCAACUAUCUCGAUAUCAAGAGAAACUACGCGCCAACGUACAAGGGUUAAGUGCUGACGGGAAGGACAGUAUAUAUAAACCAGGAGAAAAAAUUGAUGGGUUCGAUUCACUGAUCACCGCUAGUCUUGGCUAUAAACAAGAAUCGGCCACCGACGAAGCACAGUCCAAUAAAACCGGUCCUGAAGAGCAAACCCACGGACGAGUGGUAGACUUGUCUGGACUACUAAGUGCGCAGGCGCUGGCGCCCCUCUUCGACGCUUAUCAAGAAAAUUUACAAGAAAAAGACAGCCUCAUACUGGACUACGAGAAACAAUUUGAAAAUAUAAAUAAGAAAUCAAAACAAAUUGUCACCGAGAAUAAAUCGUUGAACGAAAAGGUCCGAACGCUAGAAGAGGAGCUGGCGCAAACGAGACAGAACUAUAAAAAGAUGGUGGUCGAGAGAGAGACGGCUGAUAUAGAGAAGGCUACGCUGGCCGAGCGAGCGGAACGCGCAGAGUCAAAGCUGAAGGAAGUGUACGAACUAUAUGAAGAUAAGAUGGCAGCCAUGAUGCGUGACUACGAGACGGUACACCGUGAGUACUUCGCGACCCGCGGUGCUUUAGAAGCAGCCGACGGCCGCCUCGCAGCCUUCGCCGCGCUGCGGGCGAGGACCGUGCCCGCUGACCUUCACGAGCGGCGACUUGACCACUGCAAGAGACUGCUAGAAGAAUUGAAACACCAGUACAGCAUGGAAACUGAACGCAAGACAGAACAAGCCGCCAAGCUUCAGGAGCAACUGAAACUGCUAGAAGAGAAGCACAGCAAGGUGUGCCAGGAGCACGAGGCGGUCAAAGAGGAAUUGACAGCUGCUUUGAAGAAUGUUAGGUUAUAUCGUAAAGCAGCGGUAAUAUUUCGUCAGCGCGUAAAAGCGGCGACCGCUAGAGCGACGCGCGUCCGCCGCAGUGUACGGAAGGCACGCACCGCUAACGAGCCGCUGCGGUUAGCGCUGGAAGCGCUUGAAAGAAUCAAACGGGAAAUUAAGGUAGUGAAGUCCCGCGCGUACUCGUCGCUGGAGGAGCUGGAGAGGCGCAUCGUGCAGCAGGAGCGGCGCGCUGCGCUCGCGCACGCCGAGCACCGCCGCGAGCUGGACAGGGCCGCCCUGGCGCUGCAGCACAAGGAGGGCAUCAUCAGGAGCCUCAUCGAUAAGGUGGCCGACGUCGAGGAGGUCAGACUCAGCCAAACUAACACGAGUCGACUCCAAGGUAUAGUGUCCGACGUGUCAGACCACUCGUCGUCUCCUGAAGAGAAAAAAGAUACGAAACCGUCCGUCAAGCUGGUGCCAGGGGCCGGAGGCUAUUUUCAGGAGAAAGAGGGAAGAAGAAAGAGACAGAGAAAUAACUACAUGGGACAGAUAAAAGAAACACUAGGUGUCAUCUCGUAUACGGAGGUUAAAGAAUAGAGCUGGCUGGAAAAUGUAUGAAUCGGUUGCCCCUACGAGAGGAAACUUUUAAAUGAAAAAAAUAUGAUAAUAUUAUAAUGUUUAUAUAUUAUUACAAGUAAGUACUAAGUGUUCAUAAUUAAGGUCUAGUCAGCAUCGAACCGCCAAUUCUUUCACAGCCACUGAACUAUAAUGGUUCUAUAGGUUACAUGUAUUUUGUAAUUUGUUAUUUAGUAAUUAUGUAUGAGGUAAAGAUAUAUAUAUAUUCUUUAUUGCACUUGUAAAUUACAUUGUUAAUGCAUUUAUAAAUAUUGUGAGCAAGGGUGGACUUAUCUCUGACAGAGAUCUCUUCAAUAUCUGAAGAGAUCUCUGACAGAGAUCUCUUCA